This is a messenger RNA of Orbicella faveolata, 1082 nucleotides long. Its product is annotated as WD repeat-containing protein 93-like. The record is from RefSeq and is a predicted model, not a curated record. Gene Ontology annotation, molecular function: protein binding. Lineage: Eukaryota; Metazoa; Cnidaria; Anthozoa; Scleractinia; Merulinidae. Gene Ontology annotation, biological process: electron transport chain. Gene Ontology annotation, cellular component: respiratory chain complex I.
UAAAGUUCUUGUUGUCAAGGAAAGCCAAAAUGGCGGCAAAACAACGUUUCCGAAGACAUUUCACAUCGUGUAAACUACGACGUUAAAAGAAUUAAAAACGUUUACACCCUUUGAAGUAUUAAGAAUGCGUGGCAAGAAACCAAAACGACCAGCAACACCACCCUCAGAGGAUGAAAGAGAACAUAAUUUUGUCGCAGAUCCAGAUCAAAUUUUCGACGAAUUGCCUCAACCAUUUCGACUUGUUGACAAGACUUUGAGACACAUUUUUGAUGAUGCCUGGGAAAUUAUUGAAGGCAUUGAAGAACGGAAAGCUUUGAAGCGCUCCAAGGCUGUAUUACCGUUGUUUGAUCUUGGAAAGCAGCUGUCUGAGUACAACAAAACUGCUUGUGUUUGUACGGUUGCUGAUGGGAGCUACCUGUUUCUGUGUUACAGUAAUGGACUUGCAGUGAUAGACAGUUUGUUGGGUACGACCGUUGCUUCGUUUGAAGAUCCAGGGAAUAGCAUAGUAAAAAUCUCAGCUUGUUUUCUUCAGGAAGGGUUUUAUCUUAUUUCUACCCUGGAUAAUGAAGGUUUUGCUAAGUUAUUCUGUUUCACUGGGGAUAAAGUUCUGGUUAUAAGAACAUUUAAUGAACAGGAAGGAAUGAACAAGCAGACUGUUGCAAAACUUGUUGAAAUAAGUCAGGAUGGUGGAUAUGUUGGAGUUGGAUGGGAAGGUAAAUAUGGCAUUAAUCUUAAAGAACACAGCAACAUGAAGGAUUAGGAAAACUUCUGUCACAGACAGCAACAAUCAUUCUCAUUGUGACGAGCCUCUCAAAUUAACUAAUCACUGAUUGAAGUAAACCAUUUGACCUGAGGACCAAACAGCUAUCACUUGUCUGCAAGACUCAUUUGACCAAGUUACUUGUGAUCAGGCAUUUUUUGGUUUUUCCUUCCCCUGAACACCUGAUUACAGGUUGAUAACCAAGCAGCAGUGACAGAAAAGUAAAAGAUCUCUGCUGAGCUACAUGUACUAGCAACUUGUUGAUAGACAAUUUGUAUAUGUACACAGUAGGCUAAAAUUAAAUAUUGUUGACUUUUCAAAA